UUGUUAAAAAUAUGUAUGGCGAGUUGACUGGGUUUUGGUUCACCGACCUGACGGACGUGACGUCACGGGUUGUAACAGCGUUGAGGCGUCACCCUCCUUCCUCGGCCGCCGUACCUUCUCUAAGCAGGGUUGUUGUCAUACGCGACGAUGUUACGUCCGUCCCUCGCUUCGUUCUAGCUCCCGAGGCAAGUUACACCGUGUAACAUGAACGAAGAACGUGCCGUCCCGCCUCCGGAGACCGCUAUGACCCAGAAGGGGGGCCUUCUCAACUGCCGGGCCCUGUUCUUCCUCUUCCUCUGGUACUUCUUCUCCGGCUGCACACUAUUCCUCAACAAGUACAUACUGUCGUACAUGCAGGCGGAUCCGACGGUCCUCGGGACGUCGCAGAUGCUCAUGACCAUGGUCUGCGGCUGCGUCCAGCUCUAUUUCCCCUGCGGUAUGUACAAGUCGCACCCGCGACUCUCCAAGCCGCCCGGCUUCUACAAGCAUAUGGUGCUUGUCGGCUGCACCAGGUUUGCGACGGUCCUCCUUGGCCUCGUCUCGCUCAACUACGUCGCGGUCAGCUUCACUGAGACUAUCAAGAGCUCGGCGCCUAUCUUCACCGUCUUCAUCUCAAGGUGCCUUUUAGGAGAGGAGACGGGUCUUUGGGUCAAGCUGUCCCUUCUGCCGGUCAUGGGCGGGCUCGCCCUUUGCUCAAUUAACGAGAUUUCCUUCGACGCACGUGGUUUCAUCGCAGCCAUGGCGACCAAUUUUACGGAAUGCUUGCAGAACGUCUAUUCGAAGAUGCUAAUCUCCGGAGACAAGUUCAAAUACUCGCCCGCGGAGCUCCAGUUCUACACGAGCCUCGCCUCCAUGCUUCUCCAGGUGCCGACGUCCCUCGUAUACAUGGACUCGUCGUCCCUCGGUGGUGUGACUCCGUCGCACAUGGUCGCAUUCGCUCUCAACGGACUCUUCUUCCACCUGCAGAGCAUCACCGCCUAUGUCCUUAUGGACUAUACCAGCCCGCUGACGCACAGUGUGGCCAACACCGCCAAAAGGGCCCUGCUCAUCUGGGCGUCGGUCAUCAUGUUCGGCAACCCCGUUACCGGACUUUCAGCCCUCGGCACGUGCACCGUCAUCUUCGGCGUCCUCCUCUACAACAAGGCACGUGAGAUCGACACCCUCUCGGCCAGACACGGCAAACUCGAUGAAGCGUUCGAACCGUUGCAGCCGGUUAGGAGGAUUUGACUCUUCGCUUCCUCCGUCGCCCAGAAGGAUCGAUCAAAACAUUUUCUCAAAAUAUUCCAGAGCCAAAACCGAUGAGGAAAAUUCUUUUCCCGCCCAACUUUUUUUAAAACUAAAAAGAAAAUUAUGUGAUUGUAUAUAAUCAAACAAACUCUGAGGGUUAUUUCGAAAUUUCCAAACCUCGGAUUAAUUGUGAUAUAUAAAACUAAUUAUUAUAAUAUAGACUUAUUAUCUUAACCCCUUCCCCUCCCCCUCUAUCCAAGAAGUACUGUGAACACAAAGAAUUUUAUUUAUGUAAUAGAUCUUAGGUAAUUUAUUAUGUAUAUUAGGUAAAAGUGUUGUGCUACUGACUUGUUUAUUUUGGUUCAUUUUGUUCUUUUGUACAGUGUAUAUUAUACUUUUGUAUACUAUAUUGCGAAAAAGAGAGAGAAGGAAAUUUAAAAAUAUAUAUCUUAUUUGUCAAUA
Messenger RNA from Cimex lectularius (bed bug), 1689 nucleotides. RefSeq names its product solute carrier family 35 member E2B-like. The record is from RefSeq and is a predicted model, not a curated record. Gene Ontology annotation, molecular function: antiporter activity. The transcript has 7 exons. Lineage: Eukaryota; Metazoa; Arthropoda; Insecta; Hemiptera; Cimicidae. Gene Ontology annotation, cellular component: Golgi apparatus. The coding region runs from base 205 to 1227 and encodes 340 amino acids.